This is a messenger RNA of Syngnathoides biaculeatus (alligator pipefish), 2806 nucleotides long. RefSeq names its product ornithine aminotransferase (gene oat). Bases 207 to 1532 code for a protein of 441 amino acids. The transcript has 10 exons. Gene Ontology annotation, cellular component: cytoplasm. NCBI's taxonomy places the organism in Eukaryota, Metazoa, Chordata, Actinopteri, Syngnathiformes, Syngnathidae. The record is from RefSeq and is a predicted model, not a curated record. Gene Ontology annotation, molecular function: identical protein binding; L-ornithine transaminase activity; pyridoxal phosphate binding.
CUGGGGGCUGUCCUGUGACGUCACGCCGAGCCCAUUUCCGUUGAGCUUGGCUUUGGCAAGGCACUCGCAACUUCUUCGCCUUCGGGAACGCGAAGCCUUUCCGAGGUUCUGGGACAUCGCAAAGACCGAAGACGACCAGACACGCGACACAUCCCAGGGACGACCCUGCAGUCCUUCUCAUCCGGUUCUGCCGCAGCCGCACUAGAAUGAAGUCAAUGAUUCUCCAGCUCGCUCGCAGCCUGCGGAGCUCGGCGUCGCUCGGCCUCCUCCGUGGCGUCCACUCGGCGGCGCGUCCCGCCUCCACGCACAAGUCAGGAAAGAGCGUCACCCCCGAGGAGAUCUACGCUCGCGAGCACAAGUAUGGCGCGCACAAUUACCAUCCCCUGCCCGUCGCGCUGGAGAGGGGCGAGGGCGUCUACGUGUGGGACGUUGAAGGCAGCCGCUACUACGACUUCCUGAGCGCCUACAGCGCCGUCAACCAGGGCCACUGCCACCCCAAGAUCGUCGCCGCCCUCACCGCUCAAGCCUCCAAGCUCACGCUGACCUCCCGGGCCUUCUACAACGACGUGCUGGGCGCCUACGAGGAGUACGUGACCGCCAUGUUUGGCUACGACAAGGUCUUACCCAUGAACACCGGGGUGGAGGGCUGCGAGACGGCCUGCAAGCUGGCCCGCAAGUGGGCCUACAACGUCAAGGGCGUCCCCGAAAACAAAGCCAAGAUUAUUUUUGCCGAUGGGAACUUCUGGGGCCGCACCCUGGCAGCAAUCUCCAGCUCCACGGACCCCAGCAGCUACAAAGGCUUCGGCCCGUUCAUGCCCGGCUUUGAGCUGGUCCCGUUCAACGACAUUUCCGCCCUUGAGAAAGCCCUGCAAGACCCGCACGUCGCCGCCUUCAUGGUGGAGCCCAUCCAGGGCGAAGCGGGCGUGGUGGUGCCCGACGCCGGCUACCUGACCAAAGUCAGGGAGCUGUGCACGAGGCACAAUGUGCUGUGGAUCGCCGACGAGGUGCAGACGGGCUUGGCGCGGACCGGCCGGCGCCUGGCCGUGGACCACGAGCAAGCCCGUCCAGAUAUUGUCGUCCUGGGAAAAGCUCUCUCGGGGGGAGUCUACCCUGUGUCUGGCGUGCUGUGCGACGACGAGGUCAUGCUAACCAUCAAGCCCGGGGAGCACGGGUCCACGUACGGGGGGAACCCCGUCGCUUGUCGGGUGGCCAUCGCCGCCCUCCAGGUAAUCGAGGACGAGAAGCUGGCAGACAACGCCGAGCGAAUGGGCCAGCUGCUGCGCUCGGAGCUGGGCAAGCUGCCGUCCGACAUCGUGACGGCCGUGCGGGGCAAGGGCCUGCUCAACGCCGUCGUCAUCAAAGAAACCAAAGACUACGACGCGUGGAAGGUGUGCCUGCGCCUGCGCGACAACGGCCUGCUGGCCAAGCCCACCCACGGCGACAUCAUCCGCCUGGCCCCGCCCCUCAUCAUCAACGAGUCCCAGAUGAGGGAGUGCGUCGACAUCAUCCACAGAACCGUCACGUCGCUCUAAAAAGUCCAAAGUCAAGUCAACGUCACCCGUUAGGUUUGAAUCGAAGCUGUUCCUAAUUUAAUGAGCCUUUUAAAGGUGGGCAUUAUUUGGACUGCACAGGACUUGACCCGUCACGUCGGUUCUGGACCGGUUUUUAAUGACAUCACUUAAAGGGGCCAGUCGACAACGAUGCUUUACAAAGUGAAAAAAAUUCAAGAGAAUUCAAUUCUUCUAUUAACUGGACAGUCCACGUUUUCACUAAAGUAAAAAUAACAUUGAAACUGAAAAAAAAACCUAAUGCGGUCUUUGGAGCCGGCCUACAUGACAUUUUUGCACAGGGACAUCUAAAAUUAAACUGAAAGCUAUGAUAAGGGAAAGAUAACAUUUUCAGCUAUUAUGGGGUGGCCCUGUUGGGCACUAUCGCCCUCUGCUGUUGGCUUAAAGUAACAUCACAAGUGCCCUUUUGCCAACGUCGCCCGACAACGGCCAGAAAUCUGGAUAUGGCGCCCCCCCCCCCCCCCCAUCCCGUAACUAGCGGAACUAUUUCUUGAUUACAUGACGGCUUCAAUGAGAAAAUUCUUUGCAUUUUCCUUUUGAGCCAUCUUGUAAUUAAGCUCCGCCUCCAGUCAAAAGAGUCGUCAAGGUCAAGCCGGCCAGCGUGCAGCGGGAGAAAAACAUUAUAAUAACGCGCCCCACCAAUUGAACACCACACGCUGAAAUUUGAUGCCAACAAGCCUGGCGCUCAAAAUCAGGGAAAAGCGCCAACUAGUCGCUAAAUUAACUGUGGCGUCACUUCCUUCGUCGAUUGGCGCGGCAAAUUCCCGUCACGUACUUGUGACUUUUGCACACCAAAUGACAACAAAAAAAAGGGGGCAUUUCAAGUUUUAUUUUUAAAAUAAUUUGUAAAUUGAAGCAAACUGCAUCAGAUUAAAACGAUGUGGACAUUUACCAUAGAAAAGAUCAUUUUGACAUCUUUCCUUUGAACUAUUUUGGCAGACAGUAAUAAGCAGCAAUUCAAAAGUGUUGCGUUUUAGAUUUUCCGCUGCAUGUUACGGAACAAAAAAAAAAGUGUGCAAAGGUCAAGCAGCAGAAUGUCACGCGUGACUUUUUAAAACAUUUUUUAUCGUGAAUAAAUCCAAUUGGACGGUGCUGUUGAGUCAGCGGAGCGCCGCAAAGUCGCGCUUGCUUAUCCCUACGUGGAGAUCCUGACAGGAGUAAUAAAGUUUCCAGCAUCCUGACGUGGCUUGGUUAUAUAUCAGAAUCUGAAUUUCAUCCAAUAAAUUAUUAUGCAGCGA